CAUUUUUGUGUUGUACAUAGAUUUGUGUGUUUGUACAGAUAUACAAUACAAUAUCCGUAUAUAUGUCCAGCGGCAACGUGAACGCGAGCACACUCUGUCUCUCCAUACAUCCACUGUUCUGUGUAUAAUAAAAUACAGUGUUAGAAGUGGCUCAUAAACAUCCACCAAACAAAUUCAAAACAAUUCAUUAGAGACGUCCUAACACUAUUAUUAACUCCAAGCACCAAAUGCAUCCCCUUUUCUACUUCAGUAUCCGCAAUGCCUCCCUCUCUCCUCCUCUUCAUCCUCCUCCUCCUCUCUGCCUCAGCCCACGGAGGCGCCGACGCGGACCCACUGCCGGCUGAGCCGCCAGACCUCAGAUCCAAGUCCCUAAUUCUUGUCAAAAUCUGGUCUCUGAUUCUAGUAUUCGUUGUUACAUUUACAGCUGGGGUUUCGCCCUACUUGAUGAAAUGGAACCAAGGGUUUGUUGUAUUGGGGACACAGUUCGCCGGUGGAGUGUUCUUGGGUACGGCUCUGAUGGAUUUCCUCAGCGAUUCAAAUGAGGCUUUUCAGAAUUUGACCUCCAAACACUAUCCCUUUGCGUUCAUGUUAGCGAGUGUGGGGUAUUUGCUCACUAUGUUAGCCAAUUGUAUCGUUCUCCAUAUCCAUCGAAAACGAACUAGUAGUGGCAUCCCUCUGCAAGGCAGUGUGCAGCGGAGAAAACCUAGCAGUGAUGUUGGAACUUCACAGUCACAAAUUCAGCAGGUUGACAAUGGCACAGAUGAUUAUGUGGAAGCCUCGUUUUUUUAUGAUACUUCCUUUUGGGACACCGUCUUGUUGAUUAUAGGCUUGAGUUUCCACUCUGUAUUUGAAGGCAUUGCAAUUGGAGUUGCAGACACAAAAGCCAGGGCUUGGAGAGCCCUUUGGACGGUGAGCCUGCACAAGGUUUUUGCGGCCAUUGCAAUGGGAACAGCCGUCCUGCAUAGUAUUCCGGACUAUCCUCUCAUGUCAUGUGUUGCUUAUGCUUUUGCCUUUGCCAUAUCAAGUCCUAUUGGUGUUACUAUGGGGAUUGUGAUAGAUGCCACGACGCAGGGCAUUGUAGCAGACUGGAUCUGUGGCAUUUCGUUGGGCCUUGCUUGUGGGGUUUUCAUUUAUGUCUCCGCUAAUCAUUUACUAUCCAAGGGUCACUUACCACAGAGGAGGGUUUCGGUUGAUACUCCUCAGUACAAGUUCUUGUCUGCACUUUCGGGGGUUGGGGUGAUUGCUGUUGUGAUGAUUUGGGAUACCUAAAGUGGAGUUGAUGAAAAUGCUUGCUUUCUGCUGGCCUUGUUCUUGCUUUUUAAAUCAGUGAUCGCAAGAACCGAGAUGACAGAAUUUGUAUUUCAUAAUGAUACACGCUCCAUGAAGUUUUAGGUGAGUGAACAUAUACUUAGAUUUUAGUGGAUUGACUGUGUCAGAGUUUGAUAAAUGUGACAACUGUUACAUAUAUAUUUGGGUAAAUAUCUGACAUCUGUUCUAUUUAUAUUGGUAAAUAUCUAAUAUCUGUUAUAUAGCUUGCAUAGACAA
Messenger RNA from Cornus florida, 1545 nucleotides. RefSeq names its product zinc transporter 11-like. The transcript is spliced from 3 exons. The coding region runs from base 259 to 1269 and encodes 336 amino acids. NCBI's taxonomy places the organism in Eukaryota, Viridiplantae, Streptophyta, Magnoliopsida, Cornales, Cornaceae. Gene Ontology annotation, cellular component: membrane. The record is from RefSeq and is a predicted model, not a curated record. Gene Ontology annotation, biological process: zinc ion transmembrane transport. Gene Ontology annotation, molecular function: zinc ion transmembrane transporter activity.